Penicillium nucicola is the source of this 2568-nucleotide messenger RNA. RefSeq lists its product as uncharacterized. The record is from RefSeq and is a predicted model, not a curated record. Lineage: Eukaryota; Fungi; Ascomycota; Eurotiomycetes; Eurotiales; Aspergillaceae. Bases 1 to 2568 code for a protein of 855 amino acids. Gene Ontology annotation, cellular component: nucleus; Cul8-RING ubiquitin ligase complex. Gene Ontology annotation, biological process: DNA double-strand break attachment to nuclear envelope; double-strand break repair. The transcript has 4 exons.
AUGGCAUCUGAAGACCAAGGGCCUCGGCUGUUCGACCAGUGCCGUCUUUGCAUUGUAUGCUCCAAAGAUCUCUCCCGAGAGUCCGCGGAGCAGCUUGCGACAACCCUCGAAGAACAUGGCGGCGAGCCUUUGAUUGUCCAACCCGGGGCCGAGGUCCCUGAUGUGGCUAGAUUCAGCCAUUUGAUCUCCAAUACCAUUGAUUUUGAGGCCUACGAUACUACCUGCGAUGCGCUGAUCCCCGUGGUGAAGCCACAGUGGGUGAGUAACUCACUGGCGAAGAAGAAGUUAGCGAACCCUCGCCAAUACAGCCCCGAUCCUCGUCUCUUUAUGAACGAUGUGGUGGUCACCUGCGGUGACAUACCGGAAGGAGAUAAGGAUGCGAUUAUCGGCGGCGUAGUUGCAAAGGGUGGACUAUACAGUCCGCGAAUGUCGCAGAUGGUUACUCACUUGGUGGAUCUUACGGCAGAAUCGGACAAGGCGCGCAUAGCCCAGGCCAAGAAAUUGAAUCUGAAGAUUGUUCUACCGCAUUGGUUCGAUGACUGCCUGAAACUUGGUCGGCGCAUCGAUGAACGUCCCUAUACCCUUCCAGACCCGGAGAUACUGCACGUAGGUGUUGAGACCCCGAUUCCACCGCAAGACAAUAAAGAUUUGGUUGGCGCAUCGACGACUAAUCCAACAAAGCUGCCAACGCCAUCCGCUUCGGCGCAUACAGACGGUCAGCAGAGCGUUUUUGAGGGGAAAACCAUCAUGCUAUCUCCGGAUCUUGGAAUUGGUUCGCAUCUACAAGAGUCGAUUGAAGCUGUUCUGAAUCAGGGCGGUGCUCACGUUACAUCAAAUAUUGAUACGGCAGACAUGUUGAUUUGUCGCUACCGAGAAGGCUUUGCGUACCGCACGGCAUCGCGGCUCAACCUAGACGUUGGAAACCUUGCCUGGCUUUACCGGCUCAUGACAUUUAACACAUAUACAUCACCUCUCAGGCGACUAUUGCACUACCCUGUCUCUCGUACGGGUAUUCCUGGAUUUCAAGGACUGAAGAUCAGCUUGUCCAAUUAUGUUGGUGAAGCAAGAAUCUACCUGGAAAAUUUGAUUGCAGCCGCAGGCGCGGAAUGUACAAAAACGUUGAAGCAGGAGAACACUCAUCUGAUCACUGCUCAUGGAACGAGUGAGAAGUGCAAUGCAGCCAAGGAAUGGGGUCUGGAAGUGGUCAAUCAUUUGUGGUUGGAAGACAGCUAUGCCAAAUGGAAGCUACAACCCGCCUCGGACUCACGCUACAGCCACUUCCCUUUGCGAACCAAUCUUGGAGAAGUUGCGGGCCAGACACGACUUGACCGUAAUGUUCUUGAGCGAGUCUUUUUCUCCUCGGAGGACACUGCCCCAAGUCCACGGCGUGCAAUGCAUAGCAAGGACCAGAAUAUGGUUUCUGUGCAAGCCCCGCCUGAGAAAAAACGUAAGAUUGUCGAUGAUGCAUCCGAUGCUUCUCAUGGCACCCCGCAGACCGCUGGCAAGUCACGACGGCCCAUACAGACUCCUGCACGGUCUCGCAUCAUGUCCGAAGGCAAGGAGAAUGAGACCCCAUCUUCGACUAGCAGUCGCAAAUCCAAGGAUGCCGCAACUGCCCGACUUCACGAGAUUGCUCCAGAUAUCGCACUGUACGAGAAAGAGAUGAAGCGCGUGGGUGGUGUGAUCUACGGUGGAAGGCGCAAGUCGAAUGAGAACCGGGGCCAGGAGAAAGAGAAGGAGAAGGAAACCAGGAAGCGAGCGUCGGUUGAACCUGAGGAUGAGAGUGAUGGCGACCACGCAGUGGAGCCUAAACGACAGAAGAAGUCUCGACCACCAAUCUCCAUGCACCUGUUGAUUACUGGCUACCAGAAGUGGAUUGGCAAAGGCAAUGAGAAGAAAGAGGAUGCAGAUAAGCGAACCCUUCGAGAACUCGGUAUUAUGGUCGUACAAGACGCCCGACGAUGCACUCAUCUGGCAGCGCCGUCCAUUUUGCGGACCACUAAAUUUGUCAACGCACUCGCAUAUGCACCAAUAAUUGUGAGCACAGACUUUAUUACAAGUUGCCUCCAGAAGGACGAGUUACUUGAUGCCUCUGAUUACCCUCUGGUAGACAAAGAGGCUGAAAAGAAGUAUAAGUUCUCUCUUUCUUCUGUCACAGCGAACGCCAAGAGGAACAAGAACAAGAUGUUGCACGGUUAUCGCAUGUACUGCGUGGAUGAUAUUCGCGGUGGCUUCGAGGCAUUCAAAUCAAUUGUUGAAGCAAAUGGAGGUGAAUGCAUGCUCUUCCGUGGCCGUCUUGCCCUAGCGGACCAUUCCCGGCGUGAGGAAAGCGACGAUGAAAGUGAACCAGAUGACACGCCCGCUCGUCACGAGGUCUUUCUUCUUAGCAGUGCCGGGGCGAAACACAGCCGAGUCUGGCCGCGGUUCCGUCAAGUGGCAGGCGAUAUAAAAAAGACCCCCCGGAUCGUCCGAGUUGACUGGCUGCUUGACAUGGCCAUGUCACAGGAGACACGGCCCGUCGAUGAAUACGAGUUGACCGAGGACAUGAUUGAUAACACGGAUGAGUAG